Molecule: messenger RNA, 1587 nt
Organism: Xiphias gladius (swordfish)
Lineage: Eukaryota; Metazoa; Chordata; Actinopteri; Istiophoriformes; Xiphiidae
Gene: kng1
Product: kininogen 1
Exons: 9
Coding region: 61-1494 (477 amino acids)
Biological process (GO): negative regulation of endopeptidase activity; negative regulation of blood coagulation; positive regulation of cytosolic calcium ion concentration
Cellular component (GO): extracellular region; blood microparticle
Molecular function (GO): cysteine-type endopeptidase inhibitor activity
Source: RefSeq, a predicted model, not a curated record
CAAAGUCACUAAUGAGGGAAGUUAGCACAUCUCCCGAAAACUCUCUCUCUCUUUCUGAUAAUGACUGUUGUGUUGACUCGACAGGUAGGAGGGCAAACAGAAAAGCAAACAUUUGCUCUCCUUUUACCGUCCGAGCGUUUUGAGUGUGUGUGUGUGUGUGUGUGUGUGCGUGCGUCCCCUGUGCCCUCCUGUCCUCUGUGUAUGUGUCCAUCUCUGUGUCAUCAUCCUUCCCAGGAUUUCCCACCUACUGUUUCAGGAGAACUUCAAUCAGUCGUCCGUCCCUGUGCGGAGAGUAGGUCGAGUUUUUCUUCUCCAGGCUCGGCAGGAUCGACAGCAGGCCUCCACCUUCGGAAACUCGGAGCAGAGCCAGACAUCCAUCGAGGUCAGACAAUGAGGCGUGGAGUGGGCCUGUGUCUGCUGGGCCUGCUGUGCCUCCACAGCUGGGUCUUUGGGCAGGAGCCGGUGGGGGACCAGCCUUCCGCCCAUGUCUUCUGUGACGACCCAUCGGCGGAGAGGGCCGUCCACAGCGCUGUGCACAAGUUCAAUGAGAGGCUGAGCACCGGAUACAAGAUUGCCCUCUUUCAGAUACAAUCGGCCGUCAAGUCAGAGAACGGCUCGGGCUCGGUGUACUCACUGCACUUCACCGCCAGGAGGAGCGACUGUCCGGCCGGGAGCAGCAAACCCUGGACAGACUGUGACUAUCUGCCUUUUGGGCGCAAGAGGCCGAUUUCUUGCAACGCCACGGUCCACGUGACGGAGACAGAAACAGACACUAUGCAGGUGGAUUGUCUGCUCGAUGAUUAUAUCAUUCCAGAGAAGGCUUCCUGUUUGGGCUGCCCCGUGGAGAUUGACGAGAACUCAGAGGACCUUAAAGUUCCUCUGACCGUCUCCAUCUCCAAGUAUAACGCCAUCUCCGAAUCCAACCACCUGUUCACCCUGCACAGAGUUGGCCACGCCACCAGACAGGUGGUCGCCGGUUUCAGGUUCAAGCUGAGAUUUGAUAUGAAGAAAACCACCUGCACCAAGGCCGAACACAAGGACCUGAGCGAACUGUGUCCCUCCGAUGAACAGGACGUGGAGUUUACAAACUGCAACUCUACAGUGGAUGUAGCUCCGUGGAGACUUGAGCCCCCAGAGGCCCAGUUAGAGUGCGAAGCAGGUGCACUGCCUUCCACGUUGUUCCGGCGCCGUCCUCCCGGCUGGUCUCCGCUCAGGAACCUUCUGUAUAACGUCCUCCCCACCACCGUACGCCCAUUUCCACCCUCACAUUCCCCCUCCAAGGCUCCCGCCAAGGAAGAAUCGUCCGAGGAGGACACGGCAACCUCCAAGCCCUCCGCCUCCCCUGAUGUGGCCUCGGGCGCUGACAACCCCUUGCACUGCCCGUCCAAGCCCUGGAAGCCUUUCCACCCGGCCCUUCCGCCUAAAGCUCCUACGAUGGCUACCGUAGAGCUGUCAGCAGCUGAGGCCCUCAAAGAUACAGACCUGCUGGCAUAAAUCUUUCCACAUUUAUAUAUUCAAAAUAAUUUUCACACUGUCCCUCAAUCUUGACGGAUUUUGUGUUUUUCCUUUUUCUGUAGACUAGUCCCA